Molecule: messenger RNA, 3642 nt
Organism: Penicillium hordei
Lineage: Eukaryota; Fungi; Ascomycota; Eurotiomycetes; Eurotiales; Aspergillaceae
Exons: 4
Coding region: 1-3642 (1213 amino acids)
Source: RefSeq, a predicted model, not a curated record
AUGGCAACUGAGGCCUCUCAGAACCCUGACAAUCCUGGUGACACGUCUGCUGGCGAGAACUGGCCACAGCCUGAGAUCACUACAGAGGUUCAGGACGGCAGCGUCAACACGCCUGAUGUCGUUAGUGAACUGGAUCACAACCUACUCAUCGCUGAAACUCCCCAGUCUCCCACCACUACCCUGGUUAAUGAGGAGACACUCACUACUACCGACCAUCCUGGUGACACGUCUGCUAGCGAAGACAAGUCUCAGUCUGAGAUUGAUACAGAGGUACAAGACGGCAGCACCAACGCGCGUGAAGUCGUUAACGACCCGGACCGCAACCCAACCGCUGCCGAGAUCGAAAGAGACCCCAUCUUUAAAGAGUCUGGCUUCUACUCAUUCCCAUGUGUUUUGCUCGACAAUAACGACCAAUCAUUCCCUGACUUUUCCGAGCCACGCAUUGACAUCCGACUCACGAUCAAGUGGAAUGAUGAGUGGGGUGUCCCAAGCGCUGAGUGUCCAGCGAAUGCAACCUUUCGGAUUUUCAAUAACCAGAUCGAGUCAAUUGAGCCGCUUCUCGUUGUCUCCCAUGACCCUAAGAAAGAGCCCCAAACUUUUGCCGAUGCCAUGAAGGUCAUUACUCCUAGUAAUGAAAUCCCCGCUUUUGCUGAGCUUCUUGCCAUGCAAUUUGGCAUCUUUGAGAGCAAGAAAGUUAUGAACCUGAUCGCGGAGAAUCGGCUUUGGGUUAUUUGCAUCAAAAUGAAGCAGCUUGAAUACGACGACAUGUUCGGCAAUUGUACAAACUUGGAGAUUGAACCUGAUCUCCAGCGGUUUGGGAUUGGCCUGUUCAAUCAGACUCACACGUACGGCAAUCAAACCGAUAAAGCGCGGGCUGUUCGUGACAUCUUCUACAACGACGAUCUGUUCUGUUUCGUUGUCAAGGGACCUCAUCUCGACGAUAUUAUCAAUGAUUUCAGAGUCUCUAUGGAUAAUACCCCUCGGUUUCCAUUCGCUGGGUUCUUCGGAAAACAUUUCGAUAAGCCGUUUGUUCAGUGUGGAGACUAUACGCCGAAGGAAAAACGUCCAGAGAUCAGGCCAGAAACGAACAUCGCUUUCCGCAACGAUGAUUACUACACGGUCUUCUUGGGCUAUGCGGCCAUUGCAGAGCACGAGAGCGAAAUGGUUGGUUGUGAGCAAGGCAAUUACUUUGAUGCGUAUAUCAGGGUCACUCCAAUCAGCAAGCAGGAGAAAAACAAGUUCAUCGGUUUCCUGGAGCUGCCGAGUUACAUUGCACGUUUGAAAGUUAACUCUGUCAUUUCCUUGCGUUUCCAGGAGGAGGCAACGGCCAACCCGGAAGCCCGUGUUGCUGAUCCAAACGUGGAACCAAAGCGGCAUGUUUCUACUACGCCCAAGGAUAUGGAUGUUUGGCUUGGUCGCGUGGUCGAUCCUCUCCCAGCUGCCCCGAAUGACACAACAUCGGUGAUUAUUUACAGGCCAUACAACGAGUCUCCAAACGCUUGUCAAGCUUCUCUGAUCCUAGAUGGCAAUACGAAAAAGGACAGAGAUACCAUCAGGGAUGCCAUGAGUCAGAAGGUUCAAUGCAAAAUUCCAGCAAACGAAAAGCAGUUCAAGCAACUUCUGGGUUGCAUCCACGAUUUUCAGGCCAAGUGCAACAAGGAAGUCCACGAUCCGCUCAUGGGUGGUGACUCGAUGAACAUCCCCCGAUACGACUUCUGGAAAGACAUCGACCCUGCCCUUGUCGAUCUCGCGAAAAGGAAUGAUCGCAUCUACACGGAUGCUAGUCAAAUCUUCACGAACUUGGGUCAUAUGCCGGGACGCCUUUUUGUCGCAAAGCGCAGUAACUUUGAGUACCCCGUUCACCCAAAGGAUUUCGAUGGUAGCUGGCUUCCAACAUUCACCAGUUAUGUUAAGUCUACUGUCGGGGAAAACGAGGCUCCUCAGAAGAAAAUGGUCAAAGGACAAUCUGUCAUUGUCUGCCCAACAAACGCCUCGGCCGACAAUACCGCGGAGAGACUGGAUAAUCUUGCGACACGGCUCCUCCCUGACGAACCUGUGAUGAUCAUUCGAGUACAUUCCCUUGAAUCGGAGUUUAGUAUUGCGGAGGGCAGGUAUACCAUACCGCAAAGGACAUACCCUAUGACCGAUCCAAUCAGUCAGCCUGAGCAUGAGUCGAACAAAAGCCAAGCAGACGACAUGGAUGAGGAGUUCGCAUACAACGCUGUCAUCGCGUAUCUUGAUAGCGUUAAAUUACACUUUGAUCGCACAGAGCCUAAGACGAAGUCUCCAAUCGACGGACUUCAGGAUCACCGCGUCAAGACGCUGAAAUACUCACUGGGGACGCGCAUGCUACAAGUCGCUGGGCUCGUUGAAGGUCCAUUCAAGUCGGAAGAGAAAUUCCCAAACUUUAUCUUGCUGUACCGUAACCGCCUGGGUGCCGGCGGUCGCCUUGAACAAGAUGAAGAAAGGCGCUUCAAAUCUGAUUGUAAACGACUUAUGCGCCUCGUGAUUGGUAUGGCGGACAUCAUUGUUUCUUGCCCUUCGGCAAUCGCUCAGCCCAUCCUAUAUCAUAGUCUGCAUCCUUCUUUUGUGGCGUUUGAGGAGGCUACUAUGAUGAAAGAACCAGAGAUUUUGCCAAUCCUGGUUUACUUGUUCCCGAUUGCCUUCGGAUUUUUCGGGGAUCCUAAGCAACUUGGCCCAACGAUUGUGUCGACUACCGAGGAAAACCCCUUCAGGUCCCAACUGGCUGUUUCCCUUCUCCCUCGACUCAUCACCGCGGGAUACGACGUCGGGAAACUGAUUGUACAGCGCAGAUUAGCAUGGGACAUCCACGAUUUAGUGACUACCGUUUUCCACCAGGAAAUGCUGCGUUGGGAUUUCGAACACAAGAUCGACCCCACUGGUUUGGUCAACCUUGUCAAGACAUUCAACAAGCGGAACUUCGACAUCGACUCCAAUGUCGCCUUCCUCAAUUCGGAACACGGGCAGCAGAGUAUGUGUGGAACAUCAUACAUGAACGAUGCCAAUGUCCGGGACGCUCUCGACCUCGCCGAUAACCUUCAUAAUGCUAUGGGAGCAUCUUUCGACUCAAUCGUAAUCCUAACUGGAUACGAAGGGCAGUACAGAGCGUAUUUGCAAGAGGCGGACAGACGCAGCAAUAACUCGCAGAUCCCGUGGCUUGAUCUAAAUAUCCAGAAGAUCGAGACUUUCCAAGGAAGUGAAUGUGACUUCGUCAUUUUCGAUGCGGUACGCACUAAGGGCCUUGGCUUUAUGGCAAACUUCCGGCGCUGGCAUGUUGCUCUGAGUCGCGCACGAUUUGGCCUUUGGGUUAUGUAUUCAGAUACUGUUCUUCGAACUGACCCUUUCGCCAAAACUUCGAAGUACAUCCAGGGGAUGCGGGAAUUUGCCAGCUCCAAGCAAUUGAAAGUGACACUGAAAAAGCCAGAGUAUGAGUCGUUCCCAGAAAUUCCUCAGGGCAAAAGCGUUACUACUUCUGGGGUCAGUGCUCACAAUAAACUGCGUGCUGCCUAUGCUGCUCGUCGUGCUGCUCGUCGUGCUGCAAAUGUUAGUGAGGCAUCUGCUACUGGCGAGACAUCUACUGCUAGUGAAGCACCUACUACUAGUGAAGCAUCUGACUGGUGA